CUGCGGAAGCAUGACGUUCAUGCUCCGCCCUAACCGCAUGUAUCCUCCCCAUGAUUCACACGAAUCCGUCCGGUACUGGAAUGCCGGAUGGUUCUACGAGAAGAAUGUUUCCGUUCCGGGUGUCCACGAAGGCCUCCCCCAAUUCGUCAACGAACCUCCAGAAGAACUUGCAAGCUGGAGCUUCGUGCCUCCACUUGCCUUGACCCCAACCUUGGAGAAAGCUGCGCGGAGAAUCUCCUGGCUAGUCCACGACGGACUGACCGGAGCCCAGCUCACGCUUAGCUGGUUCUCCCGGAGAAUCCAGCCUCUUCGCUACAACGCGCGCCUGAUGUGCGCUUAUACCGGGGCGGACGAUCUUCUCCGGGUUACCCGCCAUGAUCUUCCGGCUGAUUCUCUGAAGAGAAGGAUCAAGACGCUGGUGAAGAUUCCGAGGGGCCAACAGGUCCCGGAACUUUUCAAAGAUAUGUACACGAACGAUCAGUGUCCUCCGCUCAACACUUUGGCGGAGGAAAACUUCCGCACCAUCAUUCGCGUCCCCGUCACCGGCGACACGGCGGAGGAGGCUCCGGAAGACGACGAGGAGGAAGAGGACCAGGCACCCCGCAAGGCGGCCCCUCGACCUACAAAGCGUCCCCGCGCCAAAGCUUCCGGCUCUGAAGCCGGAGCUAGCGGCGAGGCCUCCGCCAAGAAGCCGAAGACGACGAAACCACCUCCGCUUGACUCAAGGAAAGCGGAGCGUGCGCGUCUAAGGAUGCUCUCGACGGCUGGCCAGGGCACACGCCCCAUCAUCCCCGGCGCCCCGUACGUUUCCGAACAUGAUGCGACUUUAACUUAG
Molecule: messenger RNA, 835 nt
Organism: Lolium perenne
Lineage: Eukaryota; Viridiplantae; Streptophyta; Magnoliopsida; Poales; Poaceae
Source: RefSeq, a predicted model, not a curated record